AUGACGAGCCUUCAUGCGGUCACUCGGCAUCCGUUCUUUUUCCUUCUCGCAACCUCUACUCUCCUGGUGAAUCAGAUAUCUGCACUCGGCUUCGCAGAUUGUCUGGAGACCGUAAAAAGAGAGUUGCCUAUCGAUGGCACGCCGAACGCCAAUGGCACGACGCUGAACACUAAUGCCCAGGUUUUUCGUAACGGCUUCGAUGUGGUUUAUCAUGGCCCUCUGCGCGGGUUUGUAGGCGAGUCGCGCCCAAUCACACUUACAAAAGAUGGAUGCAUUGAGAUGUGCGGUGCUGCUCCGAAGUACUACAGCGUAACAGACGCGUUCCAGAUUCUCACGACAUGGAUCUUCCCAACCUUGGCCCUUAUGAGCCAACUCCCGUAUGAGUCUCUUUCGUACAGGAAGAUAAAGAACGCCGAGGCCUUUGCCAACUGGAUAGGUGCACCGGCCGCCGCUUUAACGACGACAAUAUGGAACAUCAUGAUGAUUGCUAGGUGUCAGUCUCUGCCUCAUCAAUUUCACCUGCGGGACGACCAGGACCUGAUCAAGGAUGCCUUAUACAUCUUAAGCUGCAUCAACCAGUAUCAGUACCCUCGUCGGAAGGGUCAGCAAGAUCAGGACAGACGAAGAGACACUGCAUUGCUCAGAGGUGUUCUUUUCCCCUACGUCAGGAGGGAUAGCCCGGAACUGUCCCAACCCGUGCGUGAAAAGCUCGUACACCUCACGAAACACCUGGCUUUCCACCUAAGGCAAUAUAGGCGCAAGGGUGUGUAUCCAAUUUACAUUUCGAUCGUCUGGUUCGGCAUCGCAUUCGCCUUCUCUAUCGUAAUUGCAUUCGCGACAUUGGGCGACAACACCACGGCCCACUCACUGGCGCUGGGGCUACUUCUAUCUUGGGUUCCGGUAGUGGUUUUUGCCUCGGUAGUGGACAGAAACCCGACGUCCGACACGCGAUGCCGGGUGCUGAUCGAGCGCUGGAUGUUCAACACCGAUCUUCUCUUCGAGCAAGGCGUAAAUGCAUGGGUUCCUUGGCGAGCUCCAGACGGCACACACGAUGGCGACGACACGGACGACUUCGAAAUUGGGGAUUUUAUGGGCCAAGGCCGCACCCUCCGAUACUGCGGCGUCACAGAUACCGUUCUGGAUAAGAUUGCCAACCGCCGCAAGGCUCCGAUCAAUCUUCUUGCGUUUGUCGAUAUGGACGACUUUCGAAAAUUCCAGAAGUCGUUGACAACCCGCCCGACAGGAUGGUACGUUGUCUGGCUCAUCAGCCAAUUUAUUGUCAGCACCAGUUUUGGAAUGGCGUUCAUGGUCUCGUUCAACACCCCUACCAUCGGCUUGGGAUGUCGAUCGCUCAUGUACGUCGUGUGGUACACACUUACUCUUCCUUCGUGGAUACUUCUCGGCAUACAGCAGGAACCAUGGAUAAGCAUUCGCAAGGCCAUGAUGCUACCCAAUGCUCUCGCGGUGAUCAUGAUAGCUGGGAUAAUGAUAGUUCACGCCAUCGGUGGCUUGAAUAACUGCACGUGCAAGUCCAGUGUAUUUGGUCUGUCAAGUUAUGGAGGCUACAUGGACUUUGAAAACGGAGAGUUCUAUCAGAAUCAUUACGGUGUGCGUGUGUGGUGGGGCGUAGGUACCGGAGUAGGCGGCGCCGUUCUUUGUUUGUCACUUGCUUGGCUUGCUUGGAAAUGGCACAAGGCUUCAGGACUUUGGAAGGUAACCGGAGAUACGAAGUUGACAGUCACUGAAGAUACGCCCCUACAGUGGCUGACGUGA
Diaporthe amygdali is the source of this 1773-nucleotide messenger RNA. Its product is annotated as polyketide synthase 1. The coding region runs from base 1 to 1773 and encodes 590 amino acids. The transcript is spliced from 3 exons. Lineage: Eukaryota; Fungi; Ascomycota; Sordariomycetes; Diaporthales; Diaporthaceae. The record is from RefSeq and is a predicted model, not a curated record.